UUGCAUUUGCCUUCGGUGGUUCACAAAGUACUGAAAGAUUUUAAAAAAUAAGCAAAGGAAGGAGAAGGAGAAAGAAAAGGAGAAAGAGAAAAGAAGGAAAAAGAACUGUUUUGAAAUUGUGAUUACACACAAGCUAAAAAUGUAUCUGUGUAUUUAUCUUUUCAUGUUCAUCAUACCUGUGGAACUUAAUGAAAGUAAUCAGGCAAAUGAGAAUACAGAAAAAGGUGGACUAUGCAACGCAUGUACAUGGAGGCAAAAUACAAAAUCUUCAAGAAUAGAAGCUAUAAAAAUUAAGAUCCUCAGUAAACUGCGUCUAGAACAAGCACCUAACAUUAGCCGGGAUAUUAUAAGGCAACUUUUACCUAGAGCUCCUCCACUGCAAGAACUGAUUGAUCAGUAUGAUAUCCAGAGAGAUGACAGUAGUGAUGACUCUUUAGAAGAUGAUGAUUAUCAUGCAACAACUGAAACUAUUAUUACAAUGCCUACAGACUCUGAUUUCCCUAUACCUGUGGAAGGAAAACCCAAAUGUUGCUUCUUUAAAUUUAGUUCUAAAAUACAGUAUAACAGAGUAGUUAAAGCCCAGUUGUGGAUAUACUUAAGACAAGUCCAGAAGCCUACAACAGUAUUUGUGCAGAUCCUGAGACUCAUCAGACCUAUGAAAGAUGGUACAACUUCGACUGCAAUUCGAUCCUUGAAACUUGACAUGAACCCAGGGACUGGUAUUUGGCAGAGUAUUGAUGUGAAGACUGUUUUGCAAAAUUGGCUUAAACAACCUGAAUCCAACUUGGGCAUUGAAAUCAAAGCUUUGAAUGAAAAGGGAAGAGAUAUUGCAGUGACAUAUCCAGGAUCAGGAGAAGAAGGCUUGAAUCCUUUUUUAGAGGUCAAGAUUACAGAUACACCAAAAAGAUCACGCAGAGAUUUUGGGCUUGAUUGUGACGAACACUCAACAGAAUCUCGAUGUUGUCGUUACCCAUUGACAGUGGAUUUUGAAGCUUUUGGGUGGGACUGGAUUAUUGCACCCAAAAGAUAUAAAGCAAACUACUGCUCUGGAGAAUGUGAAUUUGUAUUUUUACAAAAGUAUCCACAUACUCAUCUGGUACAUCAAGCAAAUCCAAGAGGUUCAGCAGGCCCUUGCUGCACACCUACUAAGAUGUCCCCAAUAAAUAUGUUAUACUUCAAUGGAAAAGAACAAAUAAUAUAUGGGAAAAUACCAGCUAUGGUAGUAGAUCGUUGUGGCUGCUCAUGAAUUCUGCAUUAAGUUUGCUGCUUCAUAAAAUAUGGAAUUUACUUAUAUAUGUAUAUAUUUCCUUUCAGCAAUUUUGGAAACUGUGAAUUUUUAAACAAUAGGCCUACCUCUCAUAGGUUAUAUUUUAGGCUAUUGUAAAGAUUUCCUAACAGGCAAAGUACAAUAUAUGAACUGAAAGACAUUUUUUUAUGCAAGUGGUGUUUUUUAAUCAGUGAAUAUGAUAAGCUACAAUCAACCCCUCAAGAUUUUGUGAUUUACUUGCUAUGAAAAGAGCUAUCUUUUCAUUUAUGCAUACACCAUAAUCAUACAGUAACUUCAACAAAUAGAAAUAGAUAAAAUAACUCCUCCUUGUAUUCCAGAGAAUUAAAAGGAGUUUACUAAUAUAGUACAUAGUCUUAACAAUUUAUUUUACUCUUGUAUUUACACUAGAGGAUAUUCUGGCAAAACACAGAAUGAUGAGUACCACUGAAUUGUCCUCAAACACUUGAACUGAUUUUAUAGUAUAAAAACAGAUAAGAUGAAAUUCCAGAGAGCAAACAAAUCCACAAAUUAUGAUAACUGCAUUGUCUUUUCAUUCCUUUUAUAAUUACUACUUUAAUUAUUUUCUGGCAAUGGUGCUAUCACAGUAGAUUCAAUAUGCACUCCUAACUAUUUGCUGCAAGAACCCAAAAUAAGAUUACUGCAAUGUAGCUAAAUUGAAUACUGUAGUAGAACUAUACACACCAAGAAGAUUUCAGGCAUUAAUGUUCAGGAAACAUAAAGCACAAUAAAUAGAAUUCUCAAUUAUAAUUUAUUAAUUAUUCACAAAGCAUGGACAUUUUAAUUAAAGUUUGUGUGUGCUUAUGUGUGGUCCUUAUUGUAGCAAAUAUCUACUGACAAUUACAAAAGCAAAAGCAAAAUUGGUUCUUUAUUAUAAAAUUAUUAUAAACAUACUGCAACAUUGUUUGCCUAAUGACAUACAAUUGAUAAAAUUAAUAAGCACAAUACUGUAAAAUAAAAUGUUGAUAUUAUAAGUUUUGUUAUUAUAUACACACACAAAAUACUGUAUUGUAAAUAAAUUUUUAUUUUUUAUUUACUCUGAGUAUAUGAUGUGCCACAUGGGUUUGUCUUUUUCUACCACAUAAAGUUGUACUUAGAUUACUGGUAUGUUAAAUUGUUUUAUUCUUUUGCAAUGAGAAAGCGCAGAUAUGCACAUUAAAUCUUCCAUAGUACUUAUGACUUCACUCAAAUAUUCUUAGUUUUUUUAAUAUGUACCCUACUUCAUUCAAAGUUAACAAGAAUGUUAAUUGGAAGAAUUAAUGGAACAUAGUAAUUGUUGAUAUGGAACAUCAGCAAAGUAAUCCAUAAGAGACUUUAUGUGGUCUGUUUAAGGAUGCCCUUGCAGAUAUAGGAAUAAUGUUUUAUACUUUGCACUAAAACAUUAGGAGAAAAAUUAAAUUAAAUCCCAGUAUGGACUUCCAUAAAAUUUGAUCUGCAUGAAGGUUUUAUUUUCCAAAAUAAAGGACUAUUGUGAUGGGUGAAGCUAAACUCUUCCAUAAAAUCUCGAAAAAGCAUUUUCAGAACACUACUAUUCCUCUUUAUUUGAUAUGUUUUAAAUCUAAUUGUACAAAUAAUGACCUCUGUAUUGAUCAAAUUAAAGCAAAAUCAGCUUUUUCAUAGCCUGUAAUAUUGCUCACAAUGUAAAACUGAUGGCAUUUUUUCAAGUGCUAUAAUAUGUUAUUAGAUUUAUUUUAUAUGUAUGUAAUAAACAUAUGUAAUACACAUUUUUGUAUAUUUUGCUCAACACAAUUUACAUACUGUAUUUCUUCUCAGGAAUAUUAUUUUAAUAUCAACUAUGACUGAAA
Molecule: messenger RNA, 3090 nt
Organism: Crotalus tigris (Tiger rattlesnake)
Lineage: Eukaryota; Metazoa; Chordata; Lepidosauria; Squamata; Viperidae
Gene: MSTN
Product: myostatin
Exons: 3
Coding region: 140-1246 (368 amino acids)
Biological process (GO): SMAD protein signal transduction
Cellular component (GO): extracellular region
Molecular function (GO): cytokine activity; growth factor activity
Source: RefSeq, a predicted model, not a curated record